CCAGGUUCUCCGGGGGAACGUCAUCGACUUUGUGGAGGAGGAGCUCAAUAAGUUUCAGGAGGAUCUGCGUAACCCAGAAAUGUUUGAGAGUCCGAGGGGUGUCGAGGAUGAAGGGAUCAGCAGAGAGGCAUUUCGAGAGAUCACAGUGGACUUCCUGAGGAGAAUGAAUCAGGAUGUGCUGGCCGACCUGCUGCAGAGGAGUAGCCCUUCUUCAGUUUGCAAACAGAAACUCAAAUCCAACCUGAAGGAGAAGUUCCAGUGUGUGUUUGAGGGGAUUGCUAAAGCAGGAAACCCAACCCUUCUAAACCAGAUCUACACAGAGCUCUACAUCACAGAGGGAGGGACUGGAGAGGUCAAUGAUGAACACGAGGUCAGACAGAUUGAAACAGCAUCCAGGAAACCACACAGACCAGAAACAACCAUCAGACAAGAAGACAUCUUUAAAGCCUCACCUGGAAGAGAUGAACCAAUCAGAACAGUGAUGACAAAGGGAGUGGCUGGCAUCGGGAAAACAGUCUUAACACAGAAGUUCACUCUGGACUGGGCUGAAGACAAAGCCAACCAGGACAUACAGUUCACAUUUCCAUUCACUUUCAGAGAGCUGAAUGUGCUGAAAGAGAAAAAGUUCAGCUUGGUGGAACUUGUUCAUCACUUCUUUAAUGAAACCAAAGAAGCAGGAAUCUGCAGGUUUGAAGAGUUCCAGGUUGUGUUCAUCUUUGACGGUCUGGAUGAGUGUCGACUUCCUCUGGACUUCCACAACACAAAAAUCCUGACUGACGUUACCAAGUCCACCUCAGUGGAUGUGCUGCUGACAAACCUCAUCAGGGGGAACCUGCUUCCCUCUGCUUGCCUCUGGAUAACCACACGACCUGGAGCAGCCAAUCAGAUCCCUCCUGAGUGUGUUGACAUGGUGACAGAGGUCAGAGGGUUCACUGACCCACAGAAGGAAGAGUACUUCAGGAAGAGGUUCAGAGAUGAGGAUCAAGCCAACAGAAUCAUCUCCCACAUCAAGACAUCCAGAAGCCUCCACAUCAUGUGCCACAUCCCAGUCUUCUGCUGGAUCACUGCUACAGUUCUGGAGGAUGUGCUGAAGACCAGAGAGGGAGGAGAGCUGCCCAAGACCCUGACUGAGAUGUACAUCCACUUCCUGGUGGUUCAGUCCAAACUGAAGAACAUCAAGUAUGAUGGAGGAGCUGAGACAGAUCCACACUGGAGUCCAGAGAGCAGGAAGAUGAUUGAGUCUCUGGGAAAACUGGCUUUUGAGCAGCUGCAGAAAGGAAACCUGAUCUUCUAUGACUCAGACCUGACAGAGUGUGGCAUCGAUAUCAGAGCAGCCUCAGUGUACUCAGGAGUGUUCACACAGAUCUUUAAAGAGGAGAGAGGACUGUACCAGGACAAGGUGUUCUGCUUCAUCCAUCUGAGUGUUCAGGAGUUUCUGGCUGCUCUUCAUGUCCAUCUGACCUUCAUCAACUCUGGAGUCAAUCUGAUGUCAGAAGAGUCUUUGACCUCCCAGGAGUGUGAAACAGGAAAUGGAGAAACUUCAGUGACACACUUCUACCAGAGUGCUGUUGACAAAUCCUUACAGAGUCUGAAUGGACACCUGGACUUGUUCCUCCGCUUCCUCCUGGGCCUUUCAAUGCCAACCAGUCAGACUCUCUUGCGAGGCCUUCUGACAUCGACAGGAGGUUCACAGACCAAUCAGGAAACAGUCGAGUACAUCGAGGAGAAGAUCAGUAAGAAUCUGUCUGCAGAGAAAAGCAUCAAUCUGUUCCACUGUCUGAAUGAACUGAAUGAUCGUUCUCUGGUGGAGCAGGUCCAACAGUACCUGAAUUCAGGAAUUCCCUCCGAAGAUGAAAUGUCUCCUGCUGAGUGGUCAGCUCUGGUCUUCAUCUUACUGUCAUCACAAACCGAUCUGGCCGUGUUUGACCUGAAGAAAUACUCUGCUUCAGAGGAGGAGGAGACUCUUCUGAGGUUGCUGCCUGUGAUCAAAGUCUCCCAGAAAGUUCUGCUGAGUAGCUGUAACCUCUCAGAGAGAAGCUGUGAAGCUCUGUCCUCAGUCCUCAGCUCCAAGUCCUGCAGUCUGAGAGAGCUGGACCUGAACAACAACAACCUGCAGGAUUCAGGAGUGCAGCUGCUUUCUGAUGGACUGGAAAGCUCACAUGGCAGACUGGAAACUCUUAGGCUGAGUCACUGUGGUCUGUCAAAGAAGAGCUGUGAAGCUCUGUCCUCAGUCCUCAGCUCCAAGUCCUGCAGUCUGAGAGAGCUGGACCUGAGUAACAACAACCUGCAGGAUUCAGGAGUGCAGCUGUUGUCUACAACACUACAGAGUCCACACUGCAGACUGGAAACUCUCAGACUGUCAGGCUGUCUGAUCACAGAGAAAGGCUGCAGAUCUCUGGCCUCAGCUCUGACCUCAAACCCCUCCCAUCUGAAGGAGCUGGACCUGAGCUACAAUCAUCCUGGAAUCACAGGAUUAACGCUGUUGACCGGUCUACAGGAUUCACAAUCAAAGCUGGACACUCUCAGGUUGGAGCCUGCUGGAGUCCAGUGGUUGACACCAGGUUUGAUGAAGUAUUCCUGUGAACUCACAAUCGACACCAACACGGUAAACCACAGAAUCCAACUGUCUGACAACAACAGGAAGGGGACACUUGUGGAGGACUCUGUGUUAUAUCCUGAUCAUCCAGACAGAUUUGACUGUCCUCAGCUGCUGUGUAGAGAAGGUCUGACUGGGCGCUGUUACUGGGAGAUUGAGUGGACAGGAGGAGUGGAUAUAUCAGUGAGUUACAGAGGAAUCAGAAGGAAAGGAAACGAUGAGUUUGGAAGAAACGAUCAGUCCUGGAGUCUGAGCUGCUAUGAUAAUGGUCAUGAAGUUGGCUACUCUGUCCUUCACAAUAACAUGGAGACAGAUAUUACCCGCCCCUCUAUCCCCUCACCCUCCACCACGUACAGAGCAGCGGUGUAUUUGGACCACACUGCUGGCUCUCUGUCUUUCUACAGAGUCUCCUCCGACACACUGAUCCACCUCCACACCUUCAACACCACCUUCACUGAACCGCUCUAUCCUGGGUUUAUGUUCUGGCUCAGAUAUGAAGGUUCCUCUGUGUCUCUGUGUCGUCUGUAGAGGGAGAGUCUCCUUCUGUUCACUGCUGAUCAGUAUCACCCCAUUCAAGGCUCUCCAUAACCUCCGUCCCCUCUGUACCUCUCUGAUCUCCUUCAUAGCG
Labrus mixtus (cuckoo wrasse) is the source of this 3224-nucleotide messenger RNA. Its product is annotated as NLR family CARD domain-containing protein 3-like. Lineage: Eukaryota; Metazoa; Chordata; Actinopteri; Labriformes; Labridae. The coding region runs from base 80 to 3124 and encodes 1014 amino acids. The transcript is spliced from 7 exons. Gene Ontology annotation, molecular function: protein binding. The record is from RefSeq and is a predicted model, not a curated record.